This is a messenger RNA of Schistosoma margrebowiei, 1357 nucleotides long. NCBI's taxonomy places the organism in Eukaryota, Metazoa, Platyhelminthes, Trematoda, Strigeidida, Schistosomatidae. The record is from the annotation of a GenBank genome assembly.
CAAAUUUUCAAAGUGGAACUUUCGUACAUUUGAAACGUACUUUCGAAAUACACAGAUAGUUUCAUUAACAAGCCAUCUCAUGUCUUCUCACGUAAUCAGAGAAGAUUAUGUUUGUUCCUAUGAUCGAGCAAUAACAACAAAUGACACAGUAAGUUAUCAACGUUGUGAAUUAAACAGCUCAUCAACAAACGAAAUAAUAAAUCAAGAGACCGCGAAUCGUGAAAAACAGGAAGUGGUAGGUUCACCAGACGAUAAAUUUUUGGCACGUUCACUAGUAAAUGACGUUACUCAAGAUGCAUUCAAAGCGGAACUUAGGAAAGACAAUAAAAUACUUCAUUUAAGCAAUGAUCAGAAUAAAAUUGAAUUAAAUUUAGCAGAAGAUGAAACAUAUGACUCUGAUGACUCUAAUGCAUAUGUGAGAAGACGUGUGGCAGAACUCAACUUGGAAUUAUCGAAGGAAAAAGAAUAUUUUGCUGAUAACUAUGAAAAAAAGACAGGACGUGUAAAUUUUCAUCCACAACUUUUUUAUUCACGGAUAAUAUGCCAGAAUAGUUGUGAAGAUUUAAAUGAUUUCAGCGAAGACGAAAUAAACGAGUUGAAGAAAUUAAGUCAUAAUGAUGAUGAUGAUACAAUGAAUAAGUCAAUUAUGAACGCAAAUCCAAAAUAUUCCCAACAGCGGACGUCUGUUAUACCAGGACCUGUUAAUAUCAGUGAAAAUAACUUAGGCGGAUAUGAGUCUCUCAUCUCAAAAGAAAGUAAUGUAGAAGAGGCCGACAAAAAUUUUAUUGACAAUACAAAUGUUACACAUACAGACGAAGUAACAAGGACGAAGAAGUACCGAAAAACUUCAAUCAACGAGCGAGAUAACGAUAUUACUAAAAUAAUAACUAAGCAUUUUCAAAAUAAAAAUGAUAAGCCGUUCACCGAGAAAGCGAAGGAAAAUUCUAUCCAAGUGUGGCACCGACUUAAAUAUCAGGAAUACAUGGAAGUUAAGGUGGAGGAGAGGGAAAAACACAAAAGAGAACAUAUUCGAAAAAAAGAAAUUGCAGAUAAAAAAUCACGUGAUCAGAAAUUAUCAAACUGGUUAAGAGCAAAAGUUUUACAAAGAAAAAGUGAAGAGGAAAUGAGACGAUAUGAAAAUGAAGAACAACAACAUCUGAAUGUUGUGCAUUCCAGAGAGGCAUGUGAGCAAGCAUUUAAACAGUGGCUGAAGAGAAAAAAUCGCGAGGCGAAAGAACAAAAACGGAGGGCGAAAGAGCGGAUGAAAAUCACACGACAGUUAAUGAGAGGUAAUCAUGAUUGGCAACAGUUCAUGAAAAACAUCCGAAAAUUCGACGUAUUUAAGAUCCUACUUUGA